This is a messenger RNA of Drepanopeziza brunnea f. sp. 'multigermtubi' MB_m1, 666 nucleotides long. The record is from RefSeq and is a predicted model, not a curated record. NCBI's taxonomy places the organism in Eukaryota, Fungi, Ascomycota, Leotiomycetes, Helotiales, Drepanopezizaceae.
AUGCUCGACCCGAGGAACAAAGCAGACGGACGGACCAAGAGGGAUAAUCUAACAAUUCAGAGUGUUUUCUAUGCCUCGCGAGUACUUCCAAACGGGAAUUCUCCUGAAAAGCCCACCAAGCAAAUUUCUUUAAGGGCGAUGAACCUAUUGGUAACACCAACUGUACUCACAAUAUCCGUACGUAGCCAUAGCAGCUUCAAGCCUAGAGACGACCCCGCCCCCCGCCUCCCACCCGAAAUGACAAGAUCCAAGGCAGUUUCCAUCAGCACCAAGGCCAAGGGGGAAAUCGCCAAGGACGAGCCCAAGGCCACGGUCAGCGAGGGGAAACAUGUUCUAGAGCAGCGGGGAAGUAGACACGGAUGUAAAAAGGACAUAAGCACGGAAGAAGAAGAAGCGGAACAUAGCGGACCGCCAAGAGGCACCAGAAAUAAACCUCCCAAGGACCCCGGGCACGGAAAUGAGCCUCUCUUGAAAGACCCCUGGACGAAGGAACAGACCCCCCCCAGAGAAUCUAGACCAGGCCGACGACCCCAAGCUCCUAGAGCGCCUCAUAGCGAUGACGAUAACGGUGACUUCCCAAACCUGAGAGCGUGGAACCCGCACCCGCGAGCAGAGGAAUUGGCUUUGUUUGCUACGAGCCUCUUCUCAGGAUUGGAACCGGAAUAG